AUGUCACAACCGAAAAGGCCGUAUAAUGAAUUUCAUCAAGAGCAGGCACAUUCACUACCCCUCACUACGUCCCAACAGCAAUUACUAAAGAAGGUAAGGCGUCCAAAUGGUGGGGAAGAACCUUCGGAGUUCGAAAGAGAGUUAUUGGAUAUGACACAAUCAGCGAAAGAGAUCGAACACGAAGAGGAUCAGAAAUGGGGAAGGCCUCCUUUGCCUGAAACAUUUGACCCAACUAUUGAUGAUGUUUCGUUUCAGCAAUUGGAUGCAGAAGAAUUUCAAAUAGGAGAUUACACUAUAGCUAGAUAUUUUGGCAUCACGGAAGAGGGCCAUUCAGUGUUGUGCAACGUUACUGGAUUUGUUCACUAUUUCUAUGUCCCCGUUCCAAAAGGAUUUUAUAAAGACCAACACCUCGAUCAAUUUUCUAGCUACCUCAGAGCAAACUACGAAGGAGUUGAAAACAUAGAAUUAGCCUUGAAAGAGUCAAUUUGGGGCUACAAUAAAAGUGUUAAGACUCCUUUCUUCAAAUUUUUUAUUAACAACACCAAAAAUAUUACCAAGUUGAGGUCAGCUUUUGAGAGAGGCGAAAUUAGAUUUGAAAACCUCUUCCCUCCUCAAAAUGUUUCGUACGAUAACAUUAACUACCUUUUGAGACUAAUGAUCGACUGUAAGGUGACUGGUAUGUCCUGGGUUACAUUACCAAAAGGUAAAUUUUCGUUGGUACACAGCAACGACAAGGUUUCCACCUGUCAAAUCGAAUGCUCGAUCAAUUACAAGGACUUGAUUUCACACCCUUCAGAAGGGGAGUGGUUGAAAAUGGCUCCACUUAGAAUCCUUUCAUUUGAUAUUGAGUGCGCAGGUAGAAAAGGUAUUUUUCCGGAAGCUGAACAUGAUCCUGUUAUCCAGAUUGCAAACGUUGUUCUGAAACAUGGUGAAUCUAGACCAUUUGUAAGAAAUGUUUUCACCGUGAAUACCUGUUCUCCUAUAAUCGGUUCCCAAAUCUUUGAACACGAGAAAGAAGAAGACAUGCUAAUGAAUUGGAAAGAUUUUGUUGUACUGGUCGAUGCUGAUGUCAUUAUUGGUUAUAAUACCGCCAAUUUCGAUAUUCCAUAUCUCUUGGAUAGGGCAAAAGCGCUAGGCUUGAGAAACUUUCCUUUCUUUAGCAGGUUGAAAAAUCUGAAGCAGGAGGCUAAAGAUUCCGUCUUCAGUUCUCGAGCAUACGGUACAAGAGAGAACAAAGUUGUUAAUAUCGAUGGAAGAAUGCAAUUGGAUUUAUUGCAAUUCAUUCAGCGUGAAUACAAAUUGAGAUCGUACACCUUAAAUUCUGUUUCUGCACAUUUCCUUGGCGAGCAGAAAGAGGAUGUUCAACACUCGAUUAUUACCGACCUUCAGAAUGGUACCAGUGAAACAAGAAGGCGUUUGGCUGUUUAUUGUUUGAAGGAUGCUUACUUGCCUUUAAGGUUGUUAGACAAGUUGAUGUGUCUUGUCAACUAUACCGAAAUGGCUAGAGUUACAGGAGUACCCUUUUCCUAUUUGCUUGCAAGAGGCCAGCAGAUUAAAGUCAUAUCUCAACUUUUUAGGAAGUGCUUGGAGGAAGACAUCGUCAUCCCUAAUAUGAAAAGUGAAGGAACCAAUGAAGAAUACGAAGGCGCAACAGUUAUCGAGCCCAGUAGGGGCUACUAUGACGUUCCCAUAGCUACUCUUGAUUUCAGUUCGUUGUAUCCUUCUAUAAUGAUGGCACACAAUUUGUGCUACACUACCUUAUUGAACAUUCAAACUAUCAAAGCAUUUAAUUUAACCGAAGAUGACUAUACACGAACUCCAAACGGAGAUUACUUCGUCAAGGAUCAUAAGAAACAGGGUAUUUUGCCAACUAUUUUAAAUGAAUUGUUAACUGCCAGAAAGAAAGCGAAGGCUGAUCUCAAGAAAGAAACCGACCCAUUUAAAAGAGAUGUACUCAAUGGUAGACAAUUGGCUCUUAAAAUUUCAGCCAAUUCUGUCUACGGUUUUACGGGCGCAACUAUAGGUAAAUUACCUUGUUUAGCGAUUUCUUCUUCAGUCACAGCCUUUGGAAGAGAAAUGAUAGAGAAAACAAAAAAUGAAGUUCAGGAAUUUUAUUCCAAGAAGAAUGGUUACCCAUAUGAUGCGCAAGUCAUUUACGGUGAUACCGAUUCUGUUAUGGUGAAAUUUGGUUACCAGGAUUUAGAAACAUGCAUGAAGUUGGGUGAAGAAGCCGCUAACUACGUUUCUACUAAAUUCAAGAAGCCCAUCAAAUUGGAAUUCGAGAAGGUCUACUUUCCUUAUUUGUUGAUUAACAAGAAGAGAUACGCUGGUUUAUAUUGGACGCGCCCUGAUAAAUUUGAUAAGAUGGAUACCAAAGGUAUAGAAACAGUCAGAAGAGAUAAUUGCAGACUUGUUCAAAAUGUUAUCACUAAGGUAUUAGAAUUCAUUUUAGAAGACAGAGACGUGGAGAAAGCCCAACGUUUUGUUAAACAAACUAUUGCCGACUUAUUGCAGAAUAGAGUAGAUUUGUCUCAAUUGGUUAUUACCAAAGCAUAUGCCAAACAUGACUAUGCUGCAAAACAGGCACAUGUUGAAUUAGCAGAAAGAAUGAAGAAGAGAGAUGCAGGUUCAGCACCAACUCUUGGUGAUAGAGUUGCAUAUGUUAUUAUUAAGGGCUCAGGAAGCGACAAAAACUACGAAAAAUCUGAAGAUCCAUUAUACGUUUUGGAGAAUUCGUUACCGAUUGAUGUGAAGUACUACUUGGACAAUCAGUUAACCAAGCCUCUUGAGAGAAUUUUUAAUCCAAUUUUAGGGGAUGCUAAGACUAAAGAAUUAUUAGCGGGAUCUCACACCAGAACGAUUAAGAUGUCUGCUCCGAAAACUGGUGCAUUGAUGAGAUUUGCAAAAAAGUCGGAGGUCUGCGUCAAUUGCAAAACACCUCUCAGAUCAGACAACCAUGGCGCAUUAUGCCCAAACUGUAUAAGAGAAGGAAAGGGUCCAACUUUGUACGGAAAUGCGUUGUCCCAAAUGAACUAUUUGGAGAACAAAUUUUCCAGAUUGUGGACUGAAUGUCAAAGGUGUCAAGGGUCCUUGCACCAAGAAGUUUUGUGUUCGAACAAUGAUUGUCCGAUCUUUUACAUGAGAAAGAAAGCUCAAAAAGAUGUUCAUCAACAGUCAAUGGAACUUGUGAAGUGGGAGAAUACAGUUUGGUGA
This is a messenger RNA of Scheffersomyces stipitis CBS 6054, 3213 nucleotides long. RefSeq names its product DNA-directed DNA polymerase delta (gene POL3). NCBI's taxonomy places the organism in Eukaryota, Fungi, Ascomycota, Pichiomycetes, Serinales, Debaryomycetaceae. The transcript has 2 exons. Gene Ontology annotation, molecular function: DNA binding; 3'-5'-DNA exonuclease activity; DNA-directed DNA polymerase activity. Gene Ontology annotation, biological process: DNA replication proofreading; base-excision repair, gap-filling; nucleotide-excision repair, DNA gap filling. The record is from RefSeq and is a predicted model, not a curated record. The coding region runs from base 1 to 3213 and encodes 1070 amino acids. Gene Ontology annotation, cellular component: delta DNA polymerase complex.